AUGCAUUUUGUUGGCUAUAGUCUUCAAUCCAAAGCAUAUCGUCUGUAUAAUCCCAUAAGUGUCAAAGUGAUUAUAAAUAGAAAUGUUGUGUUAAAUGAGGAUGCAAGUUGGAACUUUAAUUCUGAGAACAUGAUAUCCAACAUCCGAUUGCUAUCUACUGAUGAAGAACAUGCAGUAGAUUCUGGAAAUUCAACCAAUUUUUUUCCUUUAAGUUCAUCUGUUAGCUCAUCAAUUGCACCAUCAACAACUUUUGCACCUGACGUGUCUUCUGUUGAGCCGAUUCCACUUAGAAGAUCAACAAGGGGAAAUAAAUUGAAUCCUAAGUACUCUAAUAGUGUAAAUACUUCUUUUCAAUUUGUUUUGCUUGUUUUAGAUCAUGUUUGUUAUGAAGAAGCAAUAGAACAAUUUGAAUGGAAGGAUGCUAUGACUGAAGAGAUUCAAGCAAUUGAAAGAAACUCUACAUUGGAGUUAGUUGAUGCACAUGAAGGAAAGAAUGUAAUAGGGCUCAAAUGGGUGUUUCGAACAAAGUACAAUUAUCAUGGGAGCAUUCAAAAGCAUACAACUCGGCUCGUGAAAAAAGGAUAUUCACAACAACAAGGUAUAGAUUUUGAAGAAACUUUUUCUCCUGUUGCACGAUUUGAAACAAUGAGAGUUCUUUUGGCUUUAGCUGCACAAUUAUGUUUGCUCGUGUUCAAUUUGAUGUGA
Molecule: messenger RNA, 705 nt
Organism: Solanum tuberosum (potato)
Lineage: Eukaryota; Viridiplantae; Streptophyta; Magnoliopsida; Solanales; Solanaceae
Exons: 1
Coding region: 1-705 (234 amino acids)
Source: RefSeq, a predicted model, not a curated record